AUGGCCAACAACAAGUCCACAACCAUCCCUCACAAACUUCCAACUACUUCAGAAGACAACAACAACAACAAUCAACAUGGUGUCUCUCAUCAUGAAACCCUCCUUGGCUCCUUGAUGCUUCGGAACCCGAACUCGACACCCAACCGGGUUUCGAGCCCGAUUCACAAUGACAUUCCCAUGUCAAGUAACCACAUUCCUCCCAUCAUACUCAAUUCUGCUUCUCCUAAUGACCUUAAUGGUCAGGUUGUUCCAAGCCCAAGGGCCAAUGUGGUGGUUAGGCAAUCAAAGCCUAGGGGAAGGCCAAAGGGGUCCAAAAACAAGCCCAAGGCCCCAAUCUAUGUGGCCCAACCAUUGGCUGAGCCCAACAACAAGAACCAAUUGCUUGAAAUCCAACCUGGGUCGGAUAUCAUGGAGAACAUUCAAGGAUUUGCUCGGGCCCAUAAUGUUGGGCUUGUUUUCUUGAGUGGGGUGGGCCGAGUUCGAAACGUUUCGUUUCGGAACUACUCGGCCCACCAGCCCUCAAUUAAUCAUGUUGGGCUAUUUGACUUGGUGUCCUUGAGUGGUAUUAAUGUGGGGUCCGCUGUUUUGACCAAUAGAGAAGAGACAGGUGGCAUGUCGUACUCAUACUUUAAUGGGUCCCACAGCAAUUACUUGUCUAUUGUGAUGACGGGGCAUAGGGGAAUUAUGUUUAGUGGGGUUGUAACUGGAAGACUCAUUGCUGCUUCGACUGUCAUACUUAGUGUAACAACUUUUAUCAACUAUGAGUUUCAUAGACUUCAAUCUCAAGUUAUUGACUAUCAAAAUCAACAUCCACAUGUUAGUGGUGUCGGGUCGAGUAUGGCCGGGCCGAGUUCGUGUCCGGGUUCAUCUUCUGAAGCAAUUGGGUACGUAGAUGAAGCGAUGAAUUGGGAUCCAAAUCCGAAUGAACGGAAGCAUAUCCGUUUUUCUGAUUACUAA
Messenger RNA from Beta vulgaris subsp. vulgaris (sugar beet), 957 nucleotides. Its product is annotated as AT-hook motif nuclear-localized protein 28. The record is from RefSeq and is a predicted model, not a curated record. Gene Ontology annotation, cellular component: nucleus. Gene Ontology annotation, molecular function: DNA-binding transcription factor activity; minor groove of adenine-thymine-rich DNA binding. The transcript has a single exon. The coding region runs from base 1 to 957 and encodes 318 amino acids. Lineage: Eukaryota; Viridiplantae; Streptophyta; Magnoliopsida; Caryophyllales; Amaranthaceae.